AUGAAUCGCAAGAAUAGUGGAAGUUUUUUUAAUCGACUCAGCGCCGUUAUGUCAGCCGGGACGACAACGAACGAGAUGAAGGCCUGGCGUGAGAUCUUCGAAAAGGAGAGGGGGCAACAGCGGAAAUGGAUCCAGAAUGCGUUCGAAGAGUAUAAGAAAAGCGGCAAAAGGCUGAAACCUCGAUACAAGUUUGACGGCCGUGGGUCUACUAUAUGGAUCGGUCUUAAUGCCGAUCCCUGCAAGGCCAAGUACCUAGCCAAGUUUGAUCUUGGAACGAGUGAUGAAGCUGAUCCCACGGAGCCCUUCCCUGCACCCAAGAGCUCAGCUGUGAGGUUUUUGGAACAGAGGUUCGCUCUCUCACCGUCACCAUACUGUGAGUUUUCCACGAAGAAGAUCCCUCGGGGUGAGCUAUUGGCACGAGAGCCCUCAGACGCUGUCGGGGAGGAACUCCUUGUCCAUGGCGUUAGUAGUGAGGAGGAGGGGAAAAGGGCCUACCUAGAUUUCAGAAGAAGGACCACGGGGCCACAGCAAAGAUGUAAUGGGGUCCCUGUUACUACAGCUAUGGAAGUAGGAUGGACAGUGCCGGCUGAAGGGGAGGCUCAAACUAGGAAGAGAACCCUCUCAGCAGGAGCUUCUGAGGGCAAUGCUAGAGGCCUGAUGAAAGCCACAUUUUACCGUCCCAAGAUUGCCGGUCAUGGUGUGCAUCGUCGAGAAGAUGCCGGCGCCUUGGCAUACUCUUGA
Messenger RNA from Perkinsus marinus ATCC 50983, 741 nucleotides. RefSeq lists its product as hypothetical. NCBI's taxonomy places the organism in Eukaryota, Perkinsozoa, Perkinsida, Perkinsidae. The record is from RefSeq and is a predicted model, not a curated record. Bases 1 to 741 code for a protein of 246 amino acids. The transcript is spliced from 8 exons.